AUGGAGCAAAAGCUGACCGUAGUGAUAGACCAAAUGCCUUCCCGUGGAGCUCUCCACCGGUGGGCUCACUCCGAUACAACUUUCCGUUUCGACGAUCUUCCUCGAUCUUUCCUCCCUUUACCUCCCAACUUCCUCAUCCAAUCCCACUCCGCCGCCUGUCAUCACCUUUCCCACCGAUUCCUCGGACAACUCCUCAUCCAACAGCCAACCCUCUUGCUCCUCCCACGUCUUUCUGUGGACUCUGAUUUCUUCGACGGAAUCGGGUUGACUGGACCGAUUCCCGUAAGAGCUGGAGAUGAGAAAUUAGGCGGGAAAGUAGGGAAGAGGGCUCACCAUAGGCAUAAUAACUACAUGGAUGGGUCUUUUGAGGUUCAGUCCUUGAUAGUUAUUUAUGGUAUUAAAACAACUAUUACUUCUGAUAGACUUGCUGUAUAA
This is a messenger RNA of Hibiscus syriacus, 435 nucleotides long. RefSeq lists its product as uncharacterized. The record is from RefSeq and is a predicted model, not a curated record. Bases 1 to 435 code for a protein of 144 amino acids. NCBI's taxonomy places the organism in Eukaryota, Viridiplantae, Streptophyta, Magnoliopsida, Malvales, Malvaceae. The transcript is spliced from 2 exons.